AUGUUUGCGCAUUGCAACAGCCCGAUAUGGCAAGUUGAUGACUUGUCGGCGUGCUUCCAGGCAGCCUAUCUUCAGACUCUCUUUCCUUUGCUGGCAUGUGCGAUAUCUUUCCUGCUUCUACUUUACCAGUUCCUUCGGCAAAGGACGAAACGACUCCACAACCAACCUCGAGAUCUUCUUGUUGAUGUUAGCGAGGACGAGCAUGAGUCCGAUGAGGAAGACGAAGAUAGCCUCGCCCGGCUAACACUGCAAAAAACACACAGUCAUGGCAAUCACUCAACGAGGGAUGUGAACAAACCAACAGGCGAGGUUUUCAUGGUCACGUUGGAAUUUCUAUUGCUGUCGGCACAACUUGCCGUGAAUGUUGUUGCCCUUUUGAACAUAACAGACCGAAAACAAAGGACUUGGACUAUGGAGACCGCUGUGUGGUCAUACCUCCUGGUCAUUGCUGGAGCACGUCUGGUCUCGUCGACAACAAGAUGGCAAUCUCCUCUCAAAGGCCUCUGGAAUCACAGUGCAACACUGUACAUUGUCCAAUGGCUUUGCCAAGUUUGGGUCUUCCGAUCUGUUCUUGUUCACCGUCCCGGACGCCUUUCUCAGAUCCUGACAAUAGUAUCGUUCGCGAUCACGUGCACGCUUGUCUUAAUCGCUCUGACUGCGCGAAAGGGGAACAAAGGUGUUUUGUUGGAAUAUGAAGGUGAAAUUGAACCAUCUCGAGAACCCUUGGCCAGCGUCCUCUCCCUGGCAACGUUUACCUGGGUCGACCCGAUCGUGUGGAAGGGAUUCAAGAAGACAUUGGAGCUCGCUGAUGUCUGGAAUCUGGCUUUUGAAGACAAGGCAGAGACUGUGCUUGCUCACUUCCGGCAGAUUCGAAAGACUCACUCGCUAGCUGUCCGGCUACUCCUGCAUUUUAAGAGUCAGAUUUUGAUUCAAGGUGCAUGGUGUAUGAUGGCGAGCAUCUUCAUGUUUCUUCCAACUCUACUCUUGAAGGCCGUUCUGGAGUAUCUGGAGAACACAGAAACUGUUCCAGUCAGUGCGGCAUGGCUGUAUGUCAUACUUCUUUUUGCCACAGGAGCAGUACAAGCCGUCGGUGACGGGCAAGGCCUGUGGAUUGGUCGAAAAAUCUGCAUUCAGUUGCGUGCUAUCAUCAUCGGCGAAAUAUACUCUAAGACAUUGAGAAGAAAGGCAGCGGCUACCACUGAUACGAAUCUUGGAGAUGAAGCUACUUCAAAGAAGACAGCCUUUUGGUCUAAGAUCUGGUCCUUAUGCAGGGGAAAAGGUCGGAAAGACGACAAUAAUGCCUCUAAAACCGAUUCUAAGAAAAUCACCAGGUCGCAAGCCAACAAUGGCACUAUCAUCAACUUGAUGUCCAUUGAUUCCUUCAAAGUGGCUGAAGUCUGUGCCUACUUGCAUUUUCUCUGGGCUGCAGUACCCGUGCAACUGAUUAUGGCUGUGAGUCUGCUAUACAACGUUCUUGGCUUCAGCUCUUUCGUCGGAAUUUUCGUGAUGGUACUUAUUUUACCCCUCAACCUCUACAUCGCACAUUCCUUCCAAGCGGCGCAGAAACGGAUCAUGGCAGCCACUGACAGCAGAAUUCAUGUCACGAACGAAGUUCUCCAAAACAUCCGAAUUAUCAAAUACUUCGCUUGGGAGCAGCGUUUCCAGAACAACGUCAACGAGAAAAGACAAGUCGAGCUAUCUGCCCUGUGGAAGAAAUACGUUUUAUGGGCAUCUGCAGCUACCAUCUGGAGUGGUGUCCCGAUUGUAAUCACGUUCGUUUCUUUUCUCAUGUAUACUCGAGUGGAGAAGCGCCCUCUGGUACCGUCAGUUGCAUUCCCGGCCUUAUCGAUGUUCUCUCUACUGCGAAUUCCGUUGGAUCAGCUUGCCGAUAUGGUCGCUCACGUUCAAGAGUCGAAGGUAUCGGUCGAUCGAGUCGAGCAGUUUCUGCAGGAAGCAGAAACCGAGAAAUAUUUGCAAUUGCGCCAGAGCAGACGGAGAAGUUUACCGACUGCCCGCAUUGCAUUGGAAAACGCUACGUUGACUUGGGGAACAACUAAUGCUGACGCGACAGAAGCAUUCAGACUUAUUGACAUGAACGUUGAAUUCUCUAUUGGUCAAUUGAAUGUCAUCGCAGGACCCACGGGAGCCGGCAAGACCUCCCUCUUGAUGGCUCUACUCGGCGAGAUGCAACUACUCAGUGGUACAGUUUACAUCCCAGGUGGAUCUGUACGACAAGAUCUACGCCCUGACCCCAUCACGAGCCUGACCGAAAGUGUGGCAUAUUGCGCACAGCAGGCAUGGCUGGUCAAUGCGACAAUCAAAGAGAACAUUCUCUUUGCCAGUCCUUACGAUGAAGAUCGCUACCAUGAGGUUAUUUCAAUUUGUGCUCUAGAGCGGGAUCUAGAGAUACUCGAUGCCGGUGACCAGACCUUAGUCGGUGAAAAGGGGAUCACUUUGUCCGGAGGCCAAAAGCAGAGAAUAUCGCUUGCACGAGCGAUCUAUUCGACUUCGAAGCACAUCCUUCUCGACGACUGUCUUAGUGCUGUCGAUGCUCACACCGCCAAGCACAUCUUCGAAGAGGCAUUAACUGGAGAAUUGAUGGCCCACCGGACUUGCAUUCUGGUCUCGCACAAUGUUGCACUCACGGUCCCACUCGCAAGCUGGGUGGUCGUCCUGGACAAUGGUAAGAUCAUGGCCCAAGGGACGCCGCAAGACAUUAUCGAAAGUGGCACGCUCGGAGAUGAGCUGUUCAAAUCACGCCCUGUUUCAAGAGCCAACUCGACUCCGCCGUCUCGCACACCGUCCAAUCUGGAAGAAGAGAGAUCACAUUUAUCUGGAAGAAAUACAAACGGCACGGCGACCCCUAGUGGAAAAGCUACCAAUAGAGGAAAAUCGAAGACUAAUAGGCCUGAGAAGCCAUUUAUCGAUCAUCGACUUGAAGCAAAGGCCACGGGAAGUGUGAAAUGGUCUACAAUACAUAUGUACCUUAAGGCUAUGGGCCCUUGGUAUUACUGGAUUUUCGCGGCAUGGGGAUUCAUAGCCACACAACUGGGUUCGGUAGCGACAAACCUGUGGAUCAGACAGUGGGCCAAUGCCUAUCAUAUCCGCGGUGUCCAUCCGACACACGCAGUGGUGAAUGCUUUUCAGGACCUAAACCCGGCAGGAGGAACGUCAAGUUUUGGAGGGUUGCGCGUUCAAAUGCCACAAACAGCGCCAACAAGCAGCAUAUUCUGGGUCGUCAAGUCGUUAUACGACGUCGACGAUGGCUACUACCUUGGGAUAUAUGCUCUGAUUGGGGGGCUGUAUGUGCUUAUUUGCUUUUCCCGGGAAAUCAUACUGUUCUGGGGUUCUCGUCGCGCUUCUUGGGGUCUGCAUGAAAAACUGUUGACGAGCAUUCUUCGCGCCAAGUUUCGUUUUUUCGAUUCGACGCCGCUAGGCCAACUGACAAAUCGAUUCUCUAAAGACAUUCAGGCGCUGGAUCAGGAAGUUGCUCCUGUGGCUAUUGGCAUGCUGCACAGUGCCGCCGCCGUGCUUACGAUUGUGGUCCUGAUCUCCGUUAUCACUCCUGGCUUCUUAAUUCCUGGGUUCUUCAUCACCAUCAUGUACGUAUUGACCGGUCUACUCUACAUCCGCUCUUCACGCGACUUGAAACGAAUCGAAGCAGUCCAGCGAAGCCCUCUAUUCCAGCAUUUCGGGGAGACGUUGAGUGGAGUGGUCACUAUUCGAGCCUAUGGCGAUGAGUCGAGAUUCAUCGAGGACAGCCAGUUGAAGGUCAACACGCACAACCGCCCAUUCAUCUACUUGUGGGCCACUAACAGAUGGCUCGCCUUUCGUAUCGACAUUGCGGGAGCACUGGUCUCUUUCUUCUCCGCCAUGUUUGUGGUCCUUAACGCUGGCCGAAUUGAUCCCGGAGCUGCAGGGUUGGCUCUAUCUUACGCCAUCACUUUCACCCAAAAUGUCCUGUGGCUUGUGCGACUCUAUGCCGCCAACGAACAGAACAUGAACGCCGUCGAACGAAUACAAGAGUAUAUCAACAUCGAGCAAGAAGCGCCAGCGAACAUCCCGGAGACCAAACCUGCCGCAAAUUGGCCCAGUCACGGAGUGGUCGAGUUUAUCGAGUACAGCACGAGAUACCGCCCAGAUCUGGAGCCGGUGCUAAGAAAGGUGACAUUCAAAAUUGAAGCAGGACAGAAAGUUGGGAUUGUUGGAAGGACUGGGGCCGGCAAGAGUUCACUUGCCUUGGCUUUGUUCAGAGGCCUCGAGGCCGAAGAAGGCAAGAUCUUGAUUGAUGAUGUCGACAUCGGACUCAUCGGUCUUCAAGAUUUGCGCGAAGCCAUCACGAUCGUCCCCCAGGAUCCCACACUCUUUUCCGGCACGCUAAGGAGUAAUCUGGAUCCAUUUGAACUCUUCACCGACGAAGAGAUCUUUACAGCGCUUCGGCGAGUCCAACUCAUUUCAGCAGCACAUAGUGAUUCAGAGCGGUCAGGCUCCACGACACCGCUCGAGGGAUCUAGCGGGUCUCCAACAGUCGAGGAAGGCUCAAGUCCACCUGGAAGCCAUGCCUCGUUCUCUGCGAAGGGGACGGUCAAAUCUGACUCCACCUUGGUCCAAAUUGCCAGCAACGGCAAGGAAAACAAGAAUAUCUUCAGGGACUUGUCAUCGCCAGUGGCUGAAUCUGGCUCGAACCUAUCUCAAGGUCAACGACAGCUUUUGUGUCUAGCUAGAGCCUUACUGAAGUCGCCUAAAGUGCUGGUGAUGGAUGAAGCGACGGCAUCGAUCGAUUAUGCAACCGAUUCCAAGAUCCAAGACACUCUGCGAGAGCUCCAUAACAACACCAUUUUGACCAUUGCCCAUCGAUUGCAGACAAUUAUUGACUACGACCGAGUGCUGGUGCUUGAUAGAGGCGAGGUAGUGGAGUAUGCUGAUCCAUGGGAGCUGAUACAAAAAGAAGAUGGUCAGUUCAGAGCCAUGUGUCAGACAAGCGGUGACUUCGAGACAUUGCAUGAAUUAGCAAAGAAAGCGUGGCAGGAGAGGCGAUUGAUCGAUGAUUCCUGA
This is a messenger RNA of Cladophialophora bantiana CBS 173.52, 5055 nucleotides long. RefSeq lists its product as uncharacterized. The record is from RefSeq and is a predicted model, not a curated record. Gene Ontology annotation, cellular component: fungal-type vacuole; fungal-type vacuole membrane. Bases 1 to 5055 code for a protein of 1684 amino acids. Lineage: Eukaryota; Fungi; Ascomycota; Eurotiomycetes; Chaetothyriales; Herpotrichiellaceae. Gene Ontology annotation, biological process: transmembrane transport. The transcript has 4 exons. Gene Ontology annotation, molecular function: ATP hydrolysis activity; ABC-type peptide transporter activity; ATP binding.